Messenger RNA from Tribolium castaneum (red flour beetle), 1856 nucleotides. RefSeq names its product delta-12 desaturase (gene D12des). Gene Ontology annotation, cellular component: endoplasmic reticulum membrane. Gene Ontology annotation, biological process: unsaturated fatty acid biosynthetic process. Lineage: Eukaryota; Metazoa; Arthropoda; Insecta; Coleoptera; Tenebrionidae. Gene Ontology annotation, molecular function: iron ion binding; stearoyl-CoA 9-desaturase activity. The record is from RefSeq and is a predicted model, not a curated record. The transcript is spliced from 6 exons. Bases 453 to 1529 code for a protein of 358 amino acids.
UCACGCGCCGUUUCCACGUCAAUCUCAGUUCGUUUUAAUGGCCCGCGAUAAGCCUCCGCUUAAUUUCAGGUACCGUUUUAUAACGUUUUUACGAAAAAUCGCUUCGCGAAUCGGCUCAUUUUCGAUAGUCCACGCAAACUUGCAAUAAGUUAUCGAAAAAGCGUCCACUCGUGUUGUGUCUCAUCCGGGGUUAAAUGUCAUAAUCUAGUGUGAUAACAGUACCAUUUUUGCCAAGCCAUAUAAAAGGACGUGAACCCGCUUGUCUCCAGUUCCACAAUCUUUGUCGGCACGCGAUUGGACGGAAUUGCGUCACGUGAUCGGGAUACCGGUUGCAAAAUCGUGAAGUGAGCCAGACUUCAUUGAGACAGUGCUAAUGUCGGUGUAGGUACCACGAGUUUGAUAACCGUUGCGUGAAAGGAAAGUUAUCUAUUGCCGUUUUUUGAUGAUGCGCGAUGUCGGCCCAGACCAUUACCACGACCGAGACCACACAAAAUGCCCAGAAACCGCAGCAGUACCAUUGGAGGAUGGUCUGGAGGAACAUCAUCCUGUACAUUAUCAUGCACCUCACCGGCUUCUAUGGACUGUACCUGGCCAUGUUCUACGCCCAGUGGAAAACAGUCUUUUACAGUUGGUUCCUUCUGGUCAUAGCCCUCCAAGGAGUGACAGCUGGUAGUCACCGCCUCUGGGCCCACAAGGCCUACAAGGCGCGACUCCCCCUCCGAAUGCUUCUUUGUAUUUUCCAAACCCUGUCCCUCCAGAACCACAUCUACGACUGGGCCACGUACCACCGCGUCCACCACAAGUUCGUCGAUACCAACGCCGACCCACACAACUCGCGCCGCGGCUUCUUCUUCUCCCAUAUGGGUUGGUUGUUCAUCGAGCCCCACAAAGACGUGGAGGAUAAAUACAAGUCGAUCGACUUCAGCGACUUGCAUGCCGAUUCCGUGGUCAUGAUCCAGAAAAAGUACUACCACACGUUCUUUGCCCCAGUCAUUGGGUUCUACCUCCCGGCGGCGAUCCCAUGGUACUUCUGGGGCGAGAACUUCUGGACCGCGUUUUUCGUUGCGACCAUGCUGCGGUACUGCGCCUGCACCAACAUUACGUUCCUUGUGAACAGUUGGGCCCAUAUCUAUGGGUCCCGCCCAUACGACAAGAACAUUUAUCCCACCGAAAGUGCCACGAUUGCGGUUUUGACCGGUGGGGAGGGUUGGCACAACUACCAUCACACUUUCCCGUGGGAUUAUAAGACCGGGGAGUUUGGGAAGUACCGAAGUAACCUUACCACGGGCUUUUUGGACUUUAUGGCGGCCAUAGGCUGGGCCUAUGACCUCAAGACCGUGUCGGAAGAGAUGAUAAUGAAGAGGGUGCUGCGCACGGGUGAUGGUACUCGGAAGUUUGAUAAGAUCGAUAAGAUACUCAAUGUGGACGAUGACCACCACCAUGAAGACAUGCUCUGGGGGUGGGGGGAUAGUGAUAUGGCCAAAGAGGAAAUGAACUACGUCAAAAUUCACAACAGGAAGGAGGAUUAAGUCUAGCUCGUGUUAAUUAAUUUAUUAUCAAAUGGUUCAGUCAUGUACAAUAACAGCUCUGGAGGGAGCGAUUCAAUUCCCAUUAUUAGCGAAUUUUUUUCACCGAGACAAAGACCAGAUUGGAGCACUUAAUCUUGUGCAGCAGAACGUUUUAAUAAUAAUCAGAUGUUUCACAUUACACGGUGGCCUGUUUUCCUCUGUGGCAUAAUCUGAUAUUCUUCAGUGGUAAAAAAUUUCAAACGGAACAUAAAAUUUAUAUUUACGAUGACAGCCUGCAUUAUUUUUAAUGCGAGCUAUUAAUAAGUUAAUAAACAAAUGUCAGAGUUA